AUGCCAUAUGCUGCCGAACAGGAUAUCCAGUGGCCACCUAAUAGGUCGGAUAUAUUCAUUGUUACUUGGAAGCAGCAUAUUUAUUUGUUUCAAAUAGAAGAGUCGACAUCUGUCUCUGAAGGCCCCAAACGUUUUGUGAUCGGAUCGAAGUAUAAGUUCGUGAUUUCUGUGUUAAACAUUUGGGGCAAUAACAUAUACCCACAAUGUGUGACAUGGGUUUCUAGUACCACUAAAGCGAGUCUUGACGUGGUUCCGGAUCAUCUGAUUGCUGUUACACUCAGCGGUGGAUAUGUUAGGCUAGUCGGGCUUCCCGAAUCUAAUGCAGAAGAGGAUAGAUUUGGCUUACAAAACAAAGAACUGACACCUAGAUUUAACAGGAACACUUCAUUUCUUGCUUGGAACCCAUGGAAACGUAACUUGCUAGCUCAAGGUUUAGAUAAGCCUCGGAACAGCAGAGAGCCUUCUAUAUUAAUAUGGGAUGUAACAAAGUUUACUGGAUCGCGGUCGGCCAACACGAAGCCUGCAGAGCGGGACCCGGUUUGCACAAACGGACUACACGCACAUCCAUAUUCACUUCCGUUCGCACUAACCGGUUUGGAUUGCAAUACUCCAGAUUCUCAUUUCUUGUCUCCCUUGGUUUCUAUAUAUUCUUCAGUAUCGAAGAAAGAAUGGAUAUCUGAUAUAACAGUGUGUGAUAAAUCCUUAUGUGACUUAGGCAUACAAGAUACCGCAUCAUCAUUUGCAUGGCUUUCCAAAAGCUCAUUUAUCGCGGGAAUGUCAGGGACGUAUUUGAAAGUAUUUGAUUUAUCUGACCCAUCCAAAGCUUGUCAGAUUAUUACCACUAGGGCAGUCAAUGGUUUAACAGUUGAUCCACUGUGCAGUAAGCGUUUUGCUUCGUUUUGUGAGAGACAGAUUUCUAUAUGGAGACUGGAUAAUUUAGAAAAACCUGUUUACACAUUUAUUGAGUCUGGUGAUAUCCAACAAAUCAAAUGGAGUCCUCUAAGAGAAGCUUGGUUAGGUGUAUUAUUAACAGAUUCCUGCGUGGUUAAGUUAUAUGAUACAUACCCCAUGUUUUGUCAACCAUUAGAGGAACCUGAACAAAUUCCAUUGGAAAGAUUACUUUUCCCAUCAAGUCGAUCAAGUGUGAGUCUAGCAGCAUUCAGUUGGCAUCCAUCUAUUGUCAACUGUGUAUUAACCUUGGAUCGUGAUGGUUGUAUGGAUGUUGCUCAUCUAGUUGAACGUGCAGCAAUUGGAUGGUCAGCUAAUCAAACAUUAUUUUGGUCAUAUAGUGGUGAUUGGAUUGCAUUUAAUCCAUCUGGAUUCACUAGUAAUAAUCCAGAUGUAUUAAUGGAAUUUCUACAUUCUUUUAAUAGUAAACAAUCAGAGAAUAUGAAUAAUAACAGUAAUAAUGAAACUAGAGAUAUUUCAUUAGGAACUUCUCAUGUAAACAAUCAGAAUACUAUUCAUAAAGAUGAUAGUAAUAAGUGUUAUGGUGAAACGCAAACAGCACUUCAUAUUGAAUUAAAGCAUAGUCUAGAAACAGAUAUCGCAGUUAUUAUGAAGAGACGAGCUGAACUUGGAUAUGGACUAGAUAUUGAAGGUGCUACAUACGUUGAAAUUGUUAAGGACGAUGUUCAAUUAAGGUCAAUGUGGACGUGGAUUAAAUACAUCAAUGACUAUAUGGAUGAACUCUUGAUGAGGCGACAAUUGGAGGUAGAAUCAUCUCAGUCAAAUUAUACAACAAAUCACAGAGACAGCGCUGGUGCUGUUGCGAGACGACGUGUACCUUCUCGAUGUUUUGGUGUUAUUUCAGUUCUUUGUGAAAGUUCUUUACCACCAGGUGUUAUAUUAGCAAGUGAAGUAUUAACACAUGUUGAGUGGCAAGGAAUAGAUGCGAAAUUACCAUUUUCACGAUAUCGGAGUCCUGAAAGGUCUCGUGUUCUUCGUCUAUGUAUGUGGCCAUUGGAUGAUACAGAUGUUGUUCAGCGCCCUGUGUUUGAAAGCUUAUGUUCUGAAGGUCAAUAUGAACGAGCAGCUGCAAUGGCUUUAAUGAAUUUAAAAUUUGAUUGGGCUCUUAGUUUUCUAAAUCGAGCAUCAUCAGAUUCUGAUAUUGGUCUAGUUGCAUUGGCUUUAGCUGGUUACACAGAUACACGUAAUGAAUUAUGGCGAACUACAUGUGCCAACUUGAUAAAGCAUGUACAAAAUCCCUACCUACGUGUUAUGUUCAUGUUCUUAAGUCGUCAAGGUGGAGAUUUCGGACCAAUAUUGAAUGAUGAUACUUUAUGCCUUAUUGAUCGAGUUGCUUUCGCUUGUCUCUACUUAAAUGAUGAUGAUCUUCUUAUGUUUGUACGUUCAACUUGUGAUUCUAUGGUACAACGUGGACAACUAGAGGCUAUUCUCUUAACUGGUCUAUGUUCAAGUGAUUUUAUCACCCUAAUACAGAAUUAUGUUGAUAUAACUGGCGAUGUACAGUCAGCUGCAAUAGUUGGCCUACAUGCUUGCCAUUUAUUUUCGAAUGAUUGUUAUACAGUAAUAAAUAAUGACAAGAGAACUGAUAUUAAUGGUGAUUGUAUGCAGAAUCCACGCCGUUCACAGACUGGAUUAAAUUGUAUGCGAUCAACAAAUAUGGAGAAACGGUUGUCGACACCUUUUGGUGGUGUCAGUGGAGUGGGAUGUACUUCCUUAUCUAUUGAAGAACGGCCUGAAAUUAUCAAAAUUGGUGGGCCUAAAUUAGCUAAUUGGGUUCAGUGUUAUCGUGAUCUAUUAGAUCAGUGGCAAAUGUGGUUCUGUCGAGCUGAUUUUGAUAUUACGUAUAAAUCACGUAUUUUAUCUGAUUACAUGUCGUCAACAAGUAAUUCUCGAAAUCAAAUGUCCAGUUCAUUAUUGAUGUCAUCGAAAACUAUCGAAUCUGAUAUGGCUACCACUACCGCUAUUACUACCACCUCCACAAUGAAUACUGCUAAUGUAGCACAUAGUUGUAAAGUUCGAAAUAUUGGAUUGGUAGCUGGUGCUAAUCAAGUCUUUGUCGCUUGCGGUUUCUGUGGUUGGCGUUUAGAGCCUCAAAGUUACAAGUUGAAUAUGUCAUCAAUAACAUGUACUGUCAAUAGUUGUACAAGUGGUGGUGGUGGUGGUAGUAGUAAUAGUAGUAUUACUAAUUCAUCCAUCACGGAUAAUCCAACAUGUUCUUCAACAACCUCUGGCCUACAAAUGCAUGGUGGUGGUGGUAAACAAACAAUUUGUCAACGUUGCAGGAAACCUCUACCCAGAUGUUCAAUAUGUUUAAUGCAUUUGGGUACAUCGAUUCCUUUGAAUGAACAUAUGACAAUGUCCACUGCUGCAAGAGGGGAAUCAAUGCUACGACAAAUAGCUUUAUCAUCAGCACCUGAGUUAUCGGUUGAUUUUAUCAAAGCUUUGCAAGUCAGUAUUACAGGCGCAACAGUUUCACUACCUGAGGGUCCUGUGAGUAAGGGUAAUCCGAAAAAUAUACAUUCAUCUAGUCGGAAAUCUUCAUUACUGGCCAACUCUUCAGCUAUAGCUGAUUGGUUUGUUUGGUGUCAAGCGUGUAGACAUGGUGGUCAUGCUAGUCAUUUAAUUGAUUGGUUCUAUGGAGAUUCAUUAUCUAAUUCAAAUGAUAUAGGUCAUUUCAAAGAAUGUCCAGUUAGUGGAUGUCAAUGUCGAUGUGCUGCACUGGACACUAAUCAAAAUCUUUUACCGUUGAAUUAUAAGCGUUUAUCUAUCAAUAGUAAUGCGGAAUCAGAGGAUUCUGGUUCAGUUGACGGUGAACCAAUCGGAUUGGAUGAUAUAGUGCUACUUCAGCACAUUUUCUGA
Messenger RNA from Heterobilharzia americana, 3828 nucleotides. The record is from the annotation of a GenBank genome assembly. Lineage: Eukaryota; Metazoa; Platyhelminthes; Trematoda; Strigeidida; Schistosomatidae.